Entamoeba invadens IP1 is the source of this 2049-nucleotide messenger RNA. Its product is annotated as serine/threonine protein kinase ppk15, putative. NCBI's taxonomy places the organism in Eukaryota, Evosea, Mastigamoebida, Endamoebidae. The transcript is spliced from 2 exons. The coding region runs from base 1 to 2049 and encodes 682 amino acids. The record is from RefSeq and is a predicted model, not a curated record. Gene Ontology annotation, biological process: peptidyl-threonine phosphorylation; peptidyl-serine phosphorylation. Gene Ontology annotation, cellular component: cytoplasm. Gene Ontology annotation, molecular function: ATP binding; protein serine/threonine kinase activity; protein tyrosine kinase activity.
AUGUCGAAACGUGGGAAAGGUUUCUUUGGACGGCGAAGUGUUUUAAUUCGAUCCAAAGAUUCGCUGUUAACGGAACCCCUUCUAUUGGACAUCGACGGUAUCGUUGUGCCCCCGGAAAACCCCCCGUUGGCAUCGGAAGCGACUCAAAAGUAUCUUGGGAUCAUUUCGAUGAUCGACCCCUCCCUUGACUUGUCGUCAUUGACAAAACUUCGUGCUGUGACGCUUCCGGCGACUCCGUGUCAUAAUACGGAACUUGAUAACAUUAACUAUGACUUAAUAUUAUAUACAGACCAAAUUAUUGGAUCGGAGAAUUCAGACCAUCCGGAAGACUCGAAGAUUAAACAAUCGAGAUAUAAAGUAGUCGCUAUGUUAGGCCAAGGCUCUUUCGGACAAGUUUUAAAAUGUGUUGAUUUAAGUAAUGGAACAUUUGUUGCAUUAAAAGUGUUAAGAAAUCGUUCGGCGUAUUUUAGACAAGGAAUGCUUGAGAUCGCAAUUUUGGAAUUGUUAAAUGAUAAAUUCGAUAAAGACGGAAAGGGAAAUACUCUGAGAUUGAUCGAUCACUUCAUUUAUCAUAAUCAUAUUUGUAUAGUAACUGAAAUGCUUGGAAUUAAUAUUUACGAAUUAAUGAACCAAAAUGGGUGCAGAGGUUUUGGCGUUAAUGUUGCAAGAACUUUUUUACAACAAAUACUACAAACUUUAAUUGUUUUAUAUAAAUCGAAUAUCAUUCAUUGUGAUUUGAAGCCUGAGAAUGUUUUACUUGUGGACUUCACGAAACAGAUACGAGUGAUAGACUUUGGGAGUGCGUGUUUUGAGAACAGCACGUUGUACACGUACAUCCAAUCGCGCCAUUACCGUGCGCCAGAAGUGAUACUUGGGCUUCCAUAUUCGAGUGCGAUUGACAUGUGGAGUCUUGGUUGUAUUGCUGCCGAGUUCUUCAUUGGAAUCCCAUUAUUUCCUGGGAGUAGUGAAUACAACCAAAUCUACAAGAUCAUUCGGAUGAUUGGCAUUCCACCAAGUGCGUUACUUGAGAAAGGGACCAAAACAGACAAUUUCUUUAAUAAAUUGAAAGGUGCAAAUGGAAAGACUUUAUAUGAACUCAAAACCAAAGAACAAUAUGAGAGAGACAACAACGUGAAUAUCGAAUCGAAUCGGGAUUACUUUGAUUAUGGGUCUUUAGAAGAUUUUUGUAUGCGAGUACCAUUUCGAGUUGGAGCACGCGAUGAAUCUCGAAAGGAUGAGAUCAGAGCCGCAUUCUACGACUUUUUAGGGAAAGUAUUAGUCUGGGAUCCAUUUCUUCGAAUGCGACCAUCACAAGCUAUUAAUCAUCCGUUCAUUACUAAACGGCCAUUUAAUGGUGUAUUUGUCCCCGAACGAAACGUUUCGCCACUUCGAACGUAUCCGACGCAUGAAACUCCAUCACUUGAAGAUGUCAUCUUACAAAUAUGUCCGGAGUUAACAAGUCGAAGUGAGUUAUUUGGUCCCGCUCGAUAUUAUGAAGUUUAUUUGAAAGCGUUUGAUAAGGGGAUUAUACUUAAUAUUCAAAAUCCGAAUCCAUUUGCUUUGCCUUUAAUGACUCCCCCUUCAUUACUUCAACUCAAUGUACUUGCAAUUAAAGAAGAUGAAAUCGAAGACGUCCGCAAAUUGACAAAAUCAGUCGAUAUCACAUUACAAGGAAGUUUAACAGACUCCCCGUCGUUGGAUCCAAUCGUCCACCACGACAGAAUCGAUAAGAACCAACGACCGGAGAGUGUCGAUAACAAUGGUAUUGCACCAAUUAGUGUCCCAAAAAAGAGAAACGUCUUUGGAAGGUCUGACAGAGACUCGUGGAGUAAAACUACAGAGAUGAAGUUGCCUGAAAGUGAUGCAGAUAUGGCGACUUCGGUGGUCGGCAACCCAUCGUCUCAUGAUACUAAUAUUAAUAGUAAAAAUACUAUAAAAGUGAAUACUAUAGAAGACAGUGAGACUCUCAAAAGUGAGAAGGGGAAGAAGGUCAGACCCCCAUCACAGCUGCUCACUGUUGUUGAUUUAGCCCCAGUCGAGACUCAAUGA